Gigantopelta aegis is the source of this 10572-nucleotide messenger RNA. RefSeq names its product titin-like. The transcript has a single exon. The record is from RefSeq and is a predicted model, not a curated record. The annotation marks the transcript as partial. Lineage: Eukaryota; Metazoa; Mollusca; Gastropoda; Neomphalida; Peltospiridae.
AUGCCAGAACAGGAAUCAACUGAAGAAAAGAGAGUUGAAGGUGUUUCAUUGCCAGCAGACGAGCCUGCUGAAGAAAUUCCCGAAGCUUUUGAAAUAUCAGAAGAACCAGCCCAAGAAAUUAGUCAGAUUGGUGAUAUAUUAGAAGAUAAGACAACGCCUGAACGUGUUUCAUUGAUAGAAACAGAAUAUGCUGGAGAAAUUGCAGAAGCCGUUGAAGUACCUGAAGAAGAGAAAGUUGAAUUUGUUUCAUUACCAGAAGAUGAACAGGCAGACAACGUCACUGAAGGUAUUCAAGUCACUGAAGAGGACAAAUCAUUCGAAAGUGUUUCAGUUUCAGAAGAGAAGACUGCUGAAGAAUUCGCUGAAUUUACUGAUGUAUCCGGAGAACAUAAAGAAAUUGAAAGUGUAUCAUUGCCAGAAGAAUUAGCUCAAGAAAUUCAAACUAUAGGAAUUUCAGACGAACAGACUCUAGUUGAAACCACUGAAGUGUCAGAAGAAAAACCAGCUGAAACUAGUGAUGUAUCCGAAGAAGAGAAAUCAGUUGAAAUUACUGAAGUGUCAGAAGACGAGAAACCAGAAGAACAUUCUGAAGAAAUUGUUGAAACUCUUGAAGUUUCAGAAGACGAAAAAGCAGAAGAAACAUCUGCAGAAACUGUUGAACCUCUUGAAGUAUCAGAAGAAGAGAAACCAGAAGAAACAUUAGAAGAAAUUGUUGAACCUCUUGAAGUAUCAGAAGAAGAAAAACCAGAAGAAACAUCAGCAGAACUUGUUGAAUCUCUUGAAGUUUCAGAGGAAGAAAAACCAGAAGAAACAUUUGAAGAAAUUCUUGAAACUCUUGAAGUUUCAGAAGACAAAAAACCAGAACAAACAUCUGCAGAAAUUGUUGAAACGUUUGAUGUAUCCGAAGAAGAAAAACCAGAAGAAACAUCUGCAGAAAUUGUUGAAAUGCUUGAUGUAUCCGAAGAAGAAAAAACAGAAGAAACAUCUGCAGAAAUUGUUGAAUCUCUUGAAGUAUCAGAAGAAGAAAAACCAGAAGAAACAGAAAAACCAGAAGAAACAUCUGCAGAAAUUGUUGAAUCUCUUGAAGUAUCAGAAGAAGAAAAACCAGAAGAAACAGAAAAACCAGAAGAAACAUCUGCAGAAAUUGUUGAAUCUCUUGAAUUUUCAGAAGAAGAAAAACCAGAAGAAAUAUCUGCAGAAAUUGUUGAAACUCUUGAAGUUUCAGAAGAAGAAAAAACAGAAGAAACAUCCGCAGAAAUUAUUGAAUCUCUUGAAGUCUCUGAAGAAAAAGAACCAGAAGAAACAUCUGAAGAAAUUGUUGAAACCCUUGAUGUAUCUGAAGAAGAAAAAACAGAAGAAACAUCUGCAGAAAUUGUUGAAACGCUUGAUGUAUCUGAAGAAGAAAAAGCAGAAGAAACAUCCGCAGAAAUUGUUGAAACUCUUGAAGUAUCUGAAGAAGAAAAAGCAGAAGAAACAUCCGCAGAAAUUGUUGAAACUCUUGAAGUAUCUGAAGAAGAAAAAGCAGAAGAAACAUCCGCAGAAAUUGUUAAAACUCUUGAAGUAUCAGAAGAAGAAAAACAAGAAGAAACAUCUGCAGAAAUUGUUGAAACUCUUGAAGUUUCAGAAGAAGAAAAACCAGAAGAAGUAUCUGCAGAAAUUGUUGAAACUCUUGAAGUCUCUGAAGAAGAAAAACCAGAAGAAACAUCUGCAGAAAUUGUUGAAAUGCUGGAUGUAUCCGAAGAAGAAAAACCAGAAGAAACAUCUGCAGAAAUUGUUGAAACUCUUGAAUUAUCUGAAGAAGAAAAACCAGAAGAAACAUCUGCAGAAAUUGUUGAAACGCUUGAUGUAUCUGAAGAAGAAAAACCGGAAGAAACAUCCGCAGAAAUUGUUGAAACUCUUGAAGUUUCAGAAGAAGAAAAAGCAGAAGAAACAUCUGCAGAAAUUAUUGAAUCUCUUGAAGUCUCUGAAGAAAAAGAACCAGAAGAAACAUCUGAAGAAAUUGUUGAAACCCUUGAUGUAUCUGAAGAAGAAAAAACAGAAGAAACAUCUGCAGAAAUUGUUGAAACGCUUGAUGUAUCUGAAGAAGAAAAAGCAGAAGAAACAUCCGCAGAAAUUGUUGAAACUCUUGAAGUAUCUGAAGAAGAAAAAGCAGAAGAAACAUCCGCAGAAAUUGUUGAAACUCUUGAAGUAUCUGAAGAAGAAAAAGCAGAAGAAACAUCCGCAGAAAUUGUUAAAACUCUUGAAGUAUCAGAAGAAGAAAAACAAGAAGAAACAUCUGCAGAAAUUGUUGAAACUCUUGAAGUUUCAGAAGAAGAAAAACCAGAAGAAGUAUCUGCAGAAAUUGUUGAAACUCUUGAAGUCUCUGAAGAAGAAAAACCAGAAGAAACAUCUGCAGAAAUUGUUGAAAUGCUGGAUGUAUCCGAAGAAGAAAAACCAGAAGAAACAUCUGCAGAAAUUGUUGAAACUCUUGAAUUAUCUGAAGAAGAAAAACCAGAAGAAACAUCUGCAGAAAUUGUUGAAACGCUUGAUGUAUCUGAAGAAGAAAAACCGGAAGAAACAUCCGCAGAAAUUGUUGAAACUCUUGAAGUUUCAGAAGAAGAAAAAGCAGAAGAAACAUCUGCAGAAAUUGUUGAAAUGCUUGAUGUAUCUGAAGAAGAAAAACUAGAAAUUGUUGAAUCUUUUGAAGUAUGUGAAAAACCAGAAGAAAGCGAAAAACCAGAAGAAACAUCUGCAGAAAUUGUUGAACCUCUUGACGUUUCAGAAAAAGAAAAACAAGAAGAAACAUCUGAAGAAAUUAUUGAACCUCUUAACGUUUCAGAAGAAGAAAAACAAGAAGAAAUAUCUGAAGAAAUUAUUGAACCUCUUAAAGUCUCUGAAGAAGAGCGACAAGAGGAACCAUCUGAAGAAACUGUUGAACCUCUUGAAGUAUCAGAAGAAGAGAAAGUAGUUGAAAUUAUUAAAAUAGCAGAAGGGAAACCAUUUGAGAAACCAAUGGAAAGUGUUUCAGUCUCAGAUGAAAAGAAAGUAGACAGUACUAUUGAAGGUUCAGAAGAAGAGACACCUGCUGAAACUCUUGAAGUAUCAGAAGAAGAGGAACCAGUUGAAACCAUCGAAAUAGCAGAAGAAGAGAAACUAGUUGAAACCAUUGAAGUAUCAGAAGAAGGCAAACCAGUUGAAAGUCUUUCAUUACCAGAAGUUACUGAAGUAUUAGAAGAAGCUGUUGUUCCUGAAAGUGUUUCGUUUCCUGAAGAACUAGCUGAAAUGGAACGUGUUUCAGUUUCAGAAGAAAAAACUACAGGCAAAGUCAAUGAAAUUACUGAGCUAUAUGAGGAAGACUUAGGAAUCGAAAGUGUUUCUUUGCCAGAAGAAUCAAAUAAAGAAAUUCAAACUGUAGAAAUUUCAGAAGAGACUCCUACUGAAACCAUUGAAGUAUCAGAAGAAGAGACACCAGUUGAAACUUUUGAAGUAUCAGAGGAGGAAAAACUAGUUGAAACAAUUGAAGUAUCAGAGGAGGAAAAACCAGUUGAAAUCACUGAAGUAUCAGAAGAGCAAAAACCAAUCGACAUUAUUGAUGUAUCAGAAGAAGAAAAACCAGUUGAAACUACUGAUGUAUCAGAAGUCAAAUCAGAAGAACUGACUGAAGAAAUUGUUGACACUCUUGCAGUAUCUGAAGAAGUAUCAGAACAACAGUCUAAAGAUGUCAUGGAAACGUUUGGCAUUUCCAAGGAUGAGCAACCAGACGAACCACCUGAACAAGUUGUCGAAGCUCUUGAAGUAUCUGCAGAAAAACCAUUGGAACUAGUUGAAGGUCUUAUUGAAACGUUUGAAGUAUCACAUGACGAACAACCUGAAGGAUCAUCUGAAGACAUUGUUGAAAGUAGUGACGUAUCUGAAGAAGACAAACCAGAAGAACCAGCUGAAGGAAUUGUUGAACAUCUUGUAUCAUCUGAAGAAGAGAAACAAGAAGAACCAGCUGAAGGGAUUGAUGAAACUCUUGAGGUAUCUGAAGAAAUGAAAACGGCAGAAGAAAAGCCACAAGAACACUUUGAAGCAAUAGUUCAAACUACUGAGGCAUAUGAGCCAUUUGAGAAAAUAUUUGAAACUCUUGACGAAUCUGAAGAAGAAACACCUGAAGGACCAUCUAACAAAACGGUUGCAACUCUUGAUGUAUCUGAAGAAGAGGAACCAGCUGAGACUACUGAAGUAUCAGAAGAAGAGAAAUUACUUGAAACUGUUAACGUAACACAGGCAGACAAAACAGUUGAAAGUAUUUCAUCACCAGAAGAAGUAAGAAAAAUUAUUCAAGCUACUGAAGUAUCACAAGAAGCUAUUGCUCCUGAAAGUGUUUCAUUUCCCGAGGAACUAGCUGAAAUGGAACAUACUGAAGAAGUCACUGGCGUUACUGAGGUACCUGAGGAAGACAAAGUAAUAAAAAGUGGUUCAUUGCCAGAAGAAUCAGCUGAAGAAAUUCAAACCGUAAGGAUUUCAGAAGAGACUUCUGCUGAAAUUAUUGAAGUAUCAAAAGGAGAGAAACAAGUUGAAACUACUGAAGUAUCAGAAGAAGAGAAAUUGGUAGAAACUAUUGAAGUAUCAGAAGAAAACGAACACGAAGAACCAACUGAAGGUAGCAUUGAACCUCUUGAAAUCCCCAAGGAUGAUUAUCUACACGAACCAUCUGAAGAAAUUGUUGAAGCUCUUGAAGUAUUCGAAGAAGAGCUACUAGAAGAAUCAACAGAAACAAUGGCUGAAAGUGUUAAAAUAUCUGAAGAACAACCUGCAGAAAAUGUUAAAAGUCUUGAAAUAUUUGAAGAAGAAAAACUUGAAGAACCAUCUCAAGAACAUAUUGAAACUCUUGAAGCAUCUGACGAAGAAAAAUCAAAAGAAAUAGCUGACGAGACUGUUGAGAGUCUUGGGGUAUCUGAACAAGAGAAACCAGAAGAACCAUCUGAAGCAAUGGUUGAAACUCCUGAGACAUAUGAGCCAUCUCAGGAAAUGACUGAAACUCCCGUAGUAUCUGAAGAAGAAAAGCCAGAAGAACCGUUUGAAGCAAUGGUUGAUAUUCUUAAAAUAUCAGAAGAAGAGAAAGCAGAAGAACCAGCUGAAGGAAUUGUUGAUACUCUUGAAGUAUCUGAAAAACAAACAUUAGAACAAUCAUCUGCAGAAAUUGUUGAAACACUUGAGAUAUCUGAAGAGGAAAAACAAAAAGAACCAUCAGAAGACAUUGUUGAAACACUUGAUGUAUCUGAAAAAGAGAAAUCAGAAGAAAUUGUUGAAUCUCUUGAGGUAUCUGAAGAUGAGAAACCAGAAGAAAUAUCUGAAGAAAUUGUUGAAACUCUUGAGGUAUCAGAAAUAGAAAAACCAGAAGAACCAUCAGAAGAAAUUGCGCAAAAUCUUGAAGUAUCUGAAGAAGAGAAAUCACAAGAAAUAUAUGAAGAAAUUGUUAAAACUCCUGAAGUAACUGAAGAAGGGAAAUCAGAAGAAAUAUCUGACGAAAUUGUUGAAACUCUUGAAGUAUCUGAAGAAGAAAAACCAGCAGAACCAUUUGUAGAAAUUGUUGAAACUUUUGAGGUAUCUGCAGAAGGAAAAUCAGAAGAAAUAGUUGAAGAAACUGUUGAGAAUCUUGCAGUAUCUGAAGAAGAGAAACCUGAAGAACCAUCUGAAGCAAUGGUUGAAACUGUUGAGGCAUAUGAGCCAUCUCAGGAAAUAACUGAAACUCCCGUAGUAUCUGAAGAAGAAAAGCCAAAAGAAAUAUCUGAAGCAAUGGUUGAUAUUCUUGAAAUAUCUGAACACGAGAAAGCAGAAGAACCAGCUCAAGGAAUUGUUGACAUUCUUGAAGUAUCUGAAGACGAGAAACCGGAAGAAACAUCUGCAGAAAUUAUUGAACCUCUUGAAGUAUCUGAAGAAGAGAAACCAGAAGAAAUAUCUGCAGAAAUUGUUCAAACUCUUGAAGUUUCAGAAGAAAAAUCAGAAGAAAUAUCUGCAGAAAUCAUAGAACCUCUUGAAGUAUCUGAAGAAGAGAAAUCAGAAGAAACAUCUGCAGAAAUUGUUAAACCUCUUGAAGUAUCUAAAGAAGAAAAACCAAAGGAAACAAUUGUAGAAAUUGUUGAAACAUCUGCAGAAAUUGUUGAAACUCUUGAAGUAUCUGAAGAAGAAAAAACAGAAGAAAUAUCUGCAGAAAUUAUUGAACCUCUUGAAGUAUCUGAAAAACAAAUAUUAGAAGAAUCAUCUGAAGAAAUUGUUGAAACACUUGAGAUAUCUCAAGAGGAAAAACCUGAAGAAACACCUGAAGAAACUGUUGAAACUCUUGAAGUAUCUGAAGAAGAAAAAUCAGAAGAAACAUCCACAGAAAUUGUUCAAACUCUUGAAGUGUCUGAAGAAGACAAAUCAGAAGAAACAUCUGCAGAAAUUGUUGAAACUCUUGAAGUAUCUGAAGAAGAAAAACCAGAAAAAACAUCUGCAGAAAUUGUUGAAACGAUUGAUAUAUCCAAAGAAGAAAAACCAGAAGAAACAUCUGCAGAAAUUGUUGAAACUCUUGAAGUAUCUGAAGAAGAAAAACCAGAAGAAACAUCUGCAGAAAUUGUUGAAACGUUUGAUGUAUCUGAAGAAGAAAAACCAGAAGAAACAUCUGCAGAAAUUGUUGAAACGUUUGAUGUAUCUGAAGAAGAAAAACCAGAAGAAACAUCUGCAGAAAUUGUUGAAACUGUUGAAAUAUCUGUAGAAGAAAAACCAGAAGAAACAUCUGCAGAAAUUAUUGAACCUCUUGAAGUUUUAGAAGAAGAGAAUCCAGAAGAAAUAUCUCAAGAAAUUGUUGAAACUCUUGAAGUAUCUGCAGAAGAAAAACCACAAGAAACAUCUCUAGAAAUUGUUGAAAGUCGUGAAAUUUCAGAAGAAGAAAAACCAGAAGAAAUAUCUGCAGAAAUUGUUGAAACUCUUGAGAUAUCUGAAGAAGAAAAAGCAGCAGUACCAUCAGAAGAAAUUCUUCAAUCUCUUGAGGUAUCCGAAGAAGAAAAACCAAAUGAAUCAGCUGAAGAAAUUGUUGAAACUCUUGAGGUAUCUGAAAAAGAAAAACCAGAAGAAAUAUCUGAGGAACCAUUUGAAGAAACUGUUGAAACACUUCUGGUAUCUGAAGAAGAAAAACCAGAAGAACCAUCUGGAGAAACUGUUGAAACGCUUGAGAUAUCUGAGGAACGGAAAUCAGUAGAAAUAUCUGAAGAAAUUAUUGGACGUCUUGAAGUUUCUGAAGACGAGAAACCUGAAGAAAUAUCUGAAGAAAUUGUUGAAACUCUUGAAGUGUCUGAAGAAGAAAAAGAAGAAGAAACAUCUGGAGAAAUUACUGAACCUCUUGAAGUUUCAGAAGAAGAAAUACCAGAAGAAAUACCUGCAGAAAUUGUUGAAAGACUGGACGUAUCUGAAGAAGAAAAACCAGAAGAAACAUCUGCAGAAAUUGUUGAAUCUGUUGAAGUUUCAGAAGAAGAAAAACUAGAAGAAAGAUCCGCAGAAAUUGUUGAAACUCUUCAAGUAUCUGAAGAAGAAAAACCAGAAGAAACAUCUGCAGAAAUUGUUGAAACUCUUGAAGUUUCAGAAGAAGAAAAACCAGAAGAAAUAUCUACAGAAAUUGUUGAAACGCUGGAUGUAUCCGAAGAAGAAAAACCAGAAGAAACAUCUGCAGAAAUUGUUGAAACUCUUGAAGUAUCUGAAGAAGAAAAACCAGAAGAAACAUCUGCAGAAAUUGUUGAAACGUUUGAUGUAUCCGAAGAAGAAAAACCAGAAGAAACAUCUGCAGAAAUUGUUGAAACUGUUGAAGUAUCUGUAGAAGAAAAACCAGAAGAAACAUCUGCAGAAAUUAUUGAACCUCUUGAAGUUUUAGAAGAAGAGAAUCCAGAAGAAAUAUCUCAAGAAAUUGUUGAAACUCUUGAAGUAUCUGCAGAAGAAAAACCACAAGAAACAUCUCUAGAAAUUGUUGAAAGUCGUGAAAUUUCAGAAGAAGAAAAACCAGAAGAAAUAUCUGCAGAAAUUGUUGAAACUCUUGAGAUAUCUGAAGAAGAAAAAGUAGCAGUACCAUCAGAAGAAAUUCUUCAAUCUCUUGAGGUAUCCGAAGAAGAAAAACCAAAUGAAUCAGCUGAAGAAAUUGUUGAAACUCUUGAGGUAUCUGAAAAAGAAAAACCAGAAGAAAUAUCUGAGGAACCAUUUGAAGAAACUGUUGAAACACUUCUGGUAUCUGAAGAAGAAAAACCAGAAGAACCAUCUGGAGAAACUGUUGAAACGCUUGAGAUAUCUGAGGAACGGAAAUCAGUAGAAAUAUCUGAAGAAAUUAUUGGACCUCUUGAAGUUUCUGAAGACGAGAAACCUGAAGAAAUAUCUGAAGAAAUUGUUGAAACUCUUGAAGAGUCUGAAGAAGAAAAAGAAGAAGAAACAUCUGGAGAAAUUACUGAACCUCUUGAAGUUUCAGAAGAAGAAAUACCAGAAGAAAUACCUGCAGAAAUUGUUGAAAGACUGGACGUAUCUGAAGAAGAAAAACCAGAAGAAACAUCUACAGAAAUUGUUGAAUCUGUUGAAGUUUCAGAAGAAGAAAAACUAGAAGAAAGAUCCGCAGAAAUUGUUGAAACUCUUCAAGUAUCUGAAGAAGAAAAACCAGAAGAAACAUCUGCAGAAAUUGUUGAAACUCUUGAAGUUUCAGAAGAAGAAAAACCAGAAGAAAUAUCUACAGAAAUUGUUGAAACGCUGGAUGUAUCCGAAGAAGAAAAACCAGAAGAAACAUCUGCAGAAAUUGUUGAAACUCUUGAAGUAUCAGAAGAAGAAAAACCAGAAGAAACAUCUGCAGAAAUUGUUGAAACUCUUGAAAUUUCAGAAGAAGAAACACCAGAGGAAACAUCUGCAGAAAUUGUUGAAACUCUUGAAGUAUCUGAAGAAGAAAAACCAGAAGAAAUAUCUGCAGAAAUUGUUGAAACUCUUGAAGUAUCUGAAGAAGAAAAACCAGAAGAAAUAUCUGCAGAAAUUGUUGAAACUCUUGAAGUUUCAGAAGAAGAAACACCAGAAGAAAUAUCUGCAGAAAUUGUUGAAACUCUUGAAGUACCUGAAGAAGCAAAACCAGAAGAAACAUCUGCAGAAAUUGUUGAAACUCUUGAAGUAUCUGAAGAAGAAAAACCAGAAGAAAUAUCUGCAGAAAUUGUUGAAACUCUUGAGAUAUCUGAAGAAGAAAAAGCAGCAGUACCAUCAGAAGAAAUUCUUCAAUCUCUUGAGGUAUCCGAAGAAGAAAAACCAAAUGAAUCAGCUGAAGAAAUUGUUGAAACUCUUGAGGUAUCUGAAAAAGAAAAACCAGAAGAAAUAUCUGAGGAACCAUUUGAAGAAACUGUUGAAACACUUCUGGUAUCUGAAGAAGAAAAACCAGAAGAACCAUCUGGAGAAACUGUUGAAACGCUUGAGAUAUCUGAGGAACGGAAAUCAGUAGAAAUAUCUGAAGAAAGUAUUGGACCUCUUGAAGUUUCUGAAGACGAGAAACCUGAAGAAAUAUCUGAAGAAAUUGUUGAAACUCUUGAAGUGUCUGAAGAAGAAAAAGAAGAAGAAACAUCUGGAGAAAUUACUGAACCUCUUGAAGUUUCAGAAGAAGAAAUACCAGAAGAAAUACCUGCAGAAAUUGUUGAAAGACUGGACGUAUCUGAAGAAGAAAAAACAGAAGAAACAUCUGCAGAAAUUGUUGAAUCUGUUGAAGUUUCAGAAGAAGAAAAACUAGAAGAAAGAUCCGCAGAAAUUGUUGAAACUCUUCAAGUAUCUGAAGAAGAAAAACCAGAAGAAACAUCUGCAGAAAUUGUUGAAACUCUUGAAGUAUCUGAAGAAGAAAAACCAGAAGAAACAUCUGCAGAAAUUGUUGAAACGUUUGAUGUAUCCGAAGAAGAAAAACCAGAAGAAACAUCUGCAGAAAUUGUUGAAACUGUUGAAGUAUCUGUAGAAGAAAAACCAGAAGAAACAUCUGCAGAAAUUAUUGAACCUCUUGAAGUUUUAAAAGAAGAGAAUCCAGAAGAAAUAUCUCAAGAAAUUGUUGAAACUCUUGAAGUAUCUGCAGAAGAAAAACCACAAGAAACAUCUCUAGAAAUUGUUGAAAGUCGUGAAAUUUCAGAAGAAGAAAAACCAGAAGAAACAUCUGCAGAAAUUGUUGAAACUCUUGAAGUAUCUGAAGAAGAAAAACCAGAAGAAACAUCCGCAGAAAUUGUUGAAACUCUUGAAAUUUCAGAAGAAGAAACACCAGAGGAAACAUCUGCAGAAAUUGUUGAAUCUGUUGAAGUUUCAGAAGAAGAAAAACUAGAAGAAAGAUCCGCAGAAAUUGUAGAAACUCUUGAAGUAUCUGAAGAAGAAAAACCAGAAGAAAUAUCUGCAGAAAUUGUUGAAACUCUUGAAGUAUCUGAAGAAGAAAAACCAGAAGAAAUAUCUGCAGAAAUUGUUGAAACUCUUGAAGUUUCAGAAGAAGAAACACCAGAAGAAAUAUCUGCAGAAAUUGUUGAAACUCUUGAAGUACCUGAAGAAGCAAAACCAGAAGAAACAUCUGCAGAAAUUGUUGAAACUCUUGAAGUAUCUGAA